Molecule: messenger RNA, 467 nt
Organism: Lutzomyia longipalpis
Lineage: Eukaryota; Metazoa; Arthropoda; Insecta; Diptera; Psychodidae
Product: migration and invasion enhancer 1
Exons: 3
Coding region: 86-379 (97 amino acids)
Biological process (GO): negative regulation of apoptotic process; positive regulation of filopodium assembly
Source: RefSeq, a predicted model, not a curated record
UUACAUGAGAAUCAAGAACAAAUUAAAAACAUCUCUUGAUAAUUUUUCCUCUGGAUUAAGAAUUUUUCAAAGUUUCUUUAUGUGAAUGGAGAAAGUUCAAGUUAAUGUGGAGUACUGUGGACUCUGCAAUUACGAAGCAAGAUGCCAAGAACUUCAAGAAACAGUUCAUAAACUAGUCCCCAAUGCGGAAGUUAAAUGUAAAAAAGGAAGACAAGGAUCAUUCGAAGUGCAGAUAAAUGAUAAGGUUGUUUACUCCAAAUUAUCAACCCUUGCAUUUCCUGACUUUAAUGAUGUGGCGUUAAAUGUCCAAAAAGAGACUCACGGCGAGAGUUUAGGACACAUCCGACAGCAACCAAUCACAGAAUGUGUUCUUCAGUAGCUUUUUCAAUCACUUCAAUUCUAUCGGUGCAACUGAGAACGUUUGAAUUUGUUAAAUUAUUAUUAUGGAGCGAUAGAUAGAUGCCAAA